This is a messenger RNA of Dinoponera quadriceps, 322 nucleotides long. Its product is annotated as phospholipase B1, membrane-associated-like. Gene Ontology annotation, molecular function: glycerophospholipase activity. The record is from RefSeq and is a predicted model, not a curated record. The annotation marks the transcript as partial. NCBI's taxonomy places the organism in Eukaryota, Metazoa, Arthropoda, Insecta, Hymenoptera, Formicidae. Gene Ontology annotation, biological process: phospholipid metabolic process. The transcript is spliced from 2 exons.
CCACAACAUAUGAAAACUUUAGUUGUCAGUCGUAAGGGUAGACCAUCUUUUACAUGUGACCUUAUGACGAAUAUCGAAUGUUCUUGUAUGUUUGGCCUUAGAUAUCAAAGUUUUAUACCAGAAUAUUAUAAUAUCAUGAGACGGUGGCAAGAGUUGGACAUGGAAAUCUCUAUUUAUCCUGAAUUCCAGAGGGACGAUUUUGCAGUCAUAACUCAGGCUAUUACAUUAGAUUUAAGCAUACCACUCGCUUCUGAUAAGUAUGCCGAUACAACAUAUUUCACCAAGGAUUGUUUUCACUACAGUCAGAAAACUAACGCUCGAA